Molecule: messenger RNA, 2314 nt
Organism: Phymastichus coffea
Lineage: Eukaryota; Metazoa; Arthropoda; Insecta; Hymenoptera; Eulophidae
Product: fatty acyl-CoA reductase 1-like
Exons: 5
Biological process (GO): long-chain fatty-acyl-CoA metabolic process
Cellular component (GO): peroxisome
Molecular function (GO): alcohol-forming very long-chain fatty acyl-CoA reductase (NADP+) activity
Source: RefSeq, a predicted model, not a curated record
AAUAGCGUUGGUUUUCGACCCACCUGCUUAGUCUCGCUUUCGAGCGAGCGACGGCACGUUCUCCAUUGUGUUCCCCGCGACCGUGAGAAAUCAGGAGCGCUGCGAUGUCGACCGUCGACGACGCGAUCCACCGGAGGAUGAGAGACGACACGGAGGCGCAGCCCGAGGCGAAAGGCGACAGCGAGCUCGUCAAGUUCUACGCCGGCCUGAGCGUGCUCUUCACCGGCGCUACCGAUCUCCUCGGCAAGUGCGCCCUCGAGAAAUUGCUCAGGGCGUGCCCUCAAGUGCAGCGAGUUUACGUGCUGCCGAGGGUCAAGAGUGGCCAGGAUUUCCAGGACAAGUGCACCAAGUUCUUCAAGGACAGCCUGUUCGACGCCGCGAGGGAGCGGAAUGCCGACUCGAAGGAGAAGAUCGCGUUCGUGAGAGGCGACCUGAGCCAAGAGAACCUGGGGGCCUGAGCGACGAAGACCAGCCUGCCGCCGGCGGAGCUGAAAACCGUGGAGGACACGAUCGUCGCCGACGAGGCGCCCAGCGGACUCACCAAGGACGCCCUCCGGAUGCUGCUCGGCGAGUGGCCCGACGUGUUCACCUUCGCCAAGGCUACCGCCGAGGAGCUCGUGCGGCAGCACGCCCCGGGAGCUACCUACGCCUGCUGCGUCUUCAGGCCCAGUCUCGUGAUGUCGACGUACAAAGAGCCGAUGCCGGGAUGGUGCGACAAAAAGAACGGAGUGGCCGGAUUGUUCGCCAAAGUGGCCAGAGGUACCGUGCACGUCAUGUGCAAAACCGAUUACCCCUGCGACUUGAUCCCGGCCGAUAUGAGCGCGAACGCUUUGCUCGUGUGCGCCUGGGGUGCUGUUGAUCGCUGGCAAAUCAAGAGGGAAGCUUUCGUUUAUAAUUACGGCACGAGUCAAGAAAGACCAAUCAGCAUGGGCCAAAUCAAGGAGAAAAUAAUGAGCGAUGCAAGCGGCUUGAAGAGUUCGCUGAACAACUGCAGAAAGUCGUACGUCGUGUUCGUCUCGAAUUUUCUCGUUUACCUCGCUCUACGCUUAAUCAUGGACUAUAUACCAGCUCUGAUGAUCGAUUUGCUGACGGUGCUGCACGGAUACCCACCCGAAUCGCGGUCACUGGUGCGCCAGUCAAUGGGCGAGAUGUGCCGACUGCGCCGCUUCACGACCGGCAACUGGCGAGUCCGAAUGCCGGAGAUGCCGAAGGCGUACGAGCGACUGAACUCGCGCGACCGAGAGAUCUUCUACAGCGACGUGCGAAGCCUCGACUGUGACGACUUCUUCCUGACCUUCUGGCGUGGCGUUCGCGUGCAUUACCUUGGCGAGCGACUCGACGGCCCGCAGCACGACUCAAAUGGCAAGAGAUGCAAGUGCCCCUGCAAGUGCAAGUGCGCCUGCGGCGCGAUAGUCGCCGCCUUCGGGCUCGUCGCUUGCUACGCGAUCAACGCCCUGCUCUUUUGACAGACCGCGCUCAUGUAAACCAGCCGCUUUUGGGCACGACCAUCGCUACCAAAUAAACGCUCAGCCUCGUGCAGUAAACGCCUUGUUUUCUCGUGGUAUGCUCGAGACGUGCCGGCGCGCGCACGAGAACGUCAAGUGAUCAGAAAAAUCUUUAUUUAACGCACCUUGCGCAAAAGAGUGCGUCAGCAGAAACGUAUCAAUACUCGUUUAUCCAUAUGCAAUGAGCCGUGUCAACGGUCAGCAAAUUUUCUUCGUUUCUCAGCUCUCGCGCGCGAGGCAGCUGACUGCGUGGGAAUAUGCUGAUACGUUCGCGAUUGUUGAGUACCUUUUGGCCGUUGACGCGUGCGGGUGUGACCCACGCCAAAAAUUUUCCAAGUUUUCUCGUGCAACGAGACAAAGCAUUUUUCAUGGUUUUAAUGUCGCUAUCGGCGCAGUCACCUAAAUACACAAUAAUAAAUUUUCGUUUUUCAGCGAAGCUUAAUAUUUCAUUGGAAUGGAAGAAGGUGGGGAAAAGUCAAAUCAAUUAAUAACCAUCGUUAUAUAGAAUAAUACUCUUUAUUGUUUUUGAUAGUUCUUGUUGUUGUCCAUAUUGUAAGUCGUUUUUUCUUUUUUGCUCGAAUUUUAGCCGUCGAGUGUUUUUUUUUUUCGUUUUAAUGUAUAACCGCUGGUACAAUGAAUUAUUUAUUGAUCGUCGCACAGUAAAUUCUUCUCUCGUCAUUGUAUUCUUUUAACAGAAGAAAAAAAACAGUAUCUUAUGUAAACGCACGGAACAAUCUUGGUCCGAUCGCUGGUCCGAGCCUGCAACGCGUUUAUUUCGGGACCGCUUGCGACUAGAAUACAUAGAAAAA